AUGGGAGAGUUUAUCUGUCGGGUAAUUACAACAAUCCUUGUGUUAAUAGUGGCAAUUUCAGUAUCACCAGUUUAUUGGAAAAUAACCACAUCAUGUUCUGCAUCUGUGGUUUCUAGCUUCACACCAUGUUUGAGUUAUGUUACUGGUAGUGGUGGAAAUGGGGUUUUCCCAUCAUCUCAAUGUUGUUAUAAUCUUAAGGAGAUUGUAGGCACUAGUAUGGAUUGUGCUUGCCUUUUGAUCACAGGAAAUGUUCCAUUUUCUUCAUCACCUAUCAAUCGAACAUUAGCAAAAUCACUCCUGCUUGCUUGUAAUAUGUCCGGCGUCCCUUUUGUAUGCAAAGGUAAUACUGGAAUUCCUCUCACUGCUCCAAGUCCUUUCUCAUUUAAUUCACCUAGUACAGAAACAUCGACUGAGAAUAAGAAAAAACCUCCUCGUACACGCAGACCUCCUCUCACUCCGCCAACAACCCCUUCUCCUCCUCCUCCUCCUCCUCUUCCAGCUGUACCAGCAUUUGAUCAUUAUAAGCUUGUGUUAUCCUGGCCAAGGGUCGUGUGCAACGUCAAAGAAAACCCCUGUGAUGCCUCAUGGCCCACUGAAUUGCCCGGUGACAGGUUUACUAUUCACGGCCUUUGGCCUCAACCUGAAACUAGCCCACCAGCAACUAAGGCGGACUUCACUAAGAUACUUGUUGGAAAUGAGAAGUUAAAGACUGAUUUGCUAACAUACUGGCCAAAUGCUAAGUUUAAAUAUGAUCAUGGGAGUGGGCGUCGCGAGACCCAAAAGGAAAGACAAGCUAUCGAUUUCUGGACUUAUGACUGGAAUAAGCAUGGCGCCUUGUCGGGGAUGAGCCUAGUAGAUUAUUUUCAGACUACUAUAGACUUGUACAAGCGAGUGGGCAACCUAUAUUCCACACUCACGGAUAAUGGCAUGUCUCAUGGAGUCGACAUCAAAAUAGAUAUUACUAAGGUGGCAUAAAAAAUUGCUGCACGGCUUGGGAAAAAAGCCUACUUAGUAUGUAACUACGACCCUAGAGGUUUA
Papaver somniferum (opium poppy) is the source of this 1038-nucleotide messenger RNA. RefSeq lists its product as uncharacterized. The coding region runs from base 1 to 975 and encodes 324 amino acids. The transcript has 4 exons. Lineage: Eukaryota; Viridiplantae; Streptophyta; Magnoliopsida; Ranunculales; Papaveraceae. Gene Ontology annotation, molecular function: ribonuclease T2 activity; RNA binding. Gene Ontology annotation, biological process: RNA catabolic process. Gene Ontology annotation, cellular component: extracellular region. The record is from RefSeq and is a predicted model, not a curated record.